AUGGCGGUUGAAUUUCACGAUGCUGAAACACAGACAGAAGAAUUUCCCACAUUUCCACCAGUCAAUGCCAAAACUCAGACUGAAGAGUUUGAAGAAAUGUUUUCCAGGCCCAGCGAAUAUCAAGCACCCGACCAAGAUUUCUUUCAAACAGACGGCAAGGUCCGUUUUUACAUGGGACUGCCAUCAUUUGAGAUUCUAAUGGUUGCUUUUGAACACGUGUCUUCACAUGUCACUCCCAAAACUCUAUCCCUCAGCAGAUUUCAGAAAUUUGUAAUGGUCCUAAUGAAACUGCGAUUGAAUGUACCCUUUCAAGAUCUGGCUUACCGUUUCAUGGUAUCUGUGCCCACUGUGUCAAGGAUUUCUUCCUCUUGGAUGGGAGUUAUGGACACCAGGUUGUUUCCUUUUGUUUCCUGGCCAGUUAGGGAGCAGUUAUGGAAAACAAUGCCAAUGUGUUUUCAAUAUGCAUUUGGAAGGAAAGUAACGUUAGUCAUUGACUGUUUUGAAGUAUUCAUUGAAAGGCCAACAAAUCUGUUACCAACAAAUCUGUUAGCCAGAGCACAAACAUUUUCAUCUUACAAACACCACAAUACUAUCAAGAUUCUCAUUGGCAUUACACCCCAAGGAACUGUGUCUUUUGUUAGUUUAGUCUGCCUUCACAAAGGGGAAUCCCAGCUGGAUCCAGUUGAUGUGGAAAAAACUAAAGGCAUCGCAAGUGUUGGUAUCCACGUGGAGAGGGUGAUAGGAUUGUUGCGGCGCAAGUAUACCAUCUUGGAAAGCACACUUCCAACAGAUUUCCUUCCUUGCAACCCAAAUGGACCACCUGGAUCACAGUUUCCUAUGAUUGAUCGUAUUGUGAGG
Molecule: messenger RNA, 858 nt
Organism: Stylophora pistillata
Lineage: Eukaryota; Metazoa; Cnidaria; Anthozoa; Scleractinia; Pocilloporidae
Source: RefSeq, a predicted model, not a curated record